CACUCUCAAACGUGAACGCGAUUAGUGAAACAUGUCCGUCUUUUGUGUUUUUUGACGUAAAUAUUGGCAAAAUUCCUUUUGUGUUUGCAUCUGCGUGGUGAUUUUCGGUGCUAAAUCUGUUUUAUAAUGUGUGUGAUCGUGUUGUGAAUAGUUCAUAUGAGGCUGUUAUACAAAACUGGUCCAAUGGAGUCUCUCAGAAAAUGGUUCUACAAACCAAAGAGGGACGACCGUUCACUUCUAGCGCAGUUUUUCUUCGCCGAUGACGCGCUCAACAUGAUAGCGGCGGAGUUGGAUUCUUUCGACGGUCGCAAAGACCCCGAAAGGUGUUCCACUCUUGUCAAUCAAUUACGGCACGCGCAGGAUAGAGUGCUCAAUAUCACAAGUCAGAUCAUGGAUCAAGUGCUGGGCGACGAGAGGGUCGCGAGAGGUUUCCGGGUCAAGUUCCCGGAAGACGUGCUUCAAGAUAAUUUGGCUGGACAAUUGUGGUUUGGUGCAGAGUGCCUAGCAGCCGGUUCUUCCAUAAUGAGCCGCGAGGAAGAAUCAGCGGCGAUGAGACCUCUAGCCAAAGCGUUGACACGCAGCCUGGAAACAGUAAGAUCUCUGCUACGUGAACAGUGCCUGCGACCACGAGGCCUCGCUCUGCAAGACCACGAUGAUAUGCUGCACGAGAGCCUGAGGAUAUUUGACAGACUGUUCGCCGAGUUCGAACUGUGCUACGUCAGUGCCAUGGUGAACGUGAAGACGCCACACGAGUUCGAAGCUCAGCAGUUGAUAUGCGUUCUGUUCUCUGAAAGUCUUCGUCGAGCGUUGAAACUCAAUCUUCUCACACAAGAACAGGUGGAUUCGUACGACCCAGCCCUUAUGUUCGCUGUACCUCGACUAGCGAUUGUUAGCGGCCUACUCAUCUACUCUACCGGUCCUUUGAGUAUAGACAAACAGCCAGAAGAAAUGUCGGAUAUGUUUCGACCGUUUCGUCACCUCUUGCACAAGAUCAAAUCUUUGCUCUGGACGUUGGAUAGGAGAGAAUUAAUGGCAUUGGAGAAAUUACUCUGUUCCAACGAGGAUAUAUCGAAUUUGGCGAAUUUGGAAUUUUCAUCUGCACAAGCGUCACCUGAUGAUUCCUGUUACCCGGACAUAGGCGAGUUCGUUUCAAAGUUUUACGAGGACCACGAGUCGUGCAGAGAUUUAUACUCACGACAAAGCUCAAGUGAACCUACGAUAACGGACGCCGAUUAUCUCCCAGGCAAUAUUGAAGUUAUGACACCAAUCAUAGAUGGUCUUAAGCGUUUAACGGGUGAUGAUGAAUCUGAGAGAGAAUCAGAGAUUGAUACCGACGGGCAAAUCGAAAGGCAAUCGAUAGACACCACUAGCACAGACACAUUCCAAACAAACGAGAGCAGGGAGUUCGAUAAAACAAGAAAGACUAGUAGAGCUGAAACAGAUAUGUCGUCACUGAGAAAUCUAUCGACGAACGGUCUCAUGAUGUUUGACCCACUUGUUAUAAACGCGGUCUCCGCUUCGACGUCAGGUGAAUCGUCGUCAUCGAAUCGACAAAUACCAGAUCAGGAACUGGUCACAUCACUGAACGAACAAGUUACAGAAAUAGCGGAUCGAUUAUCGUCUAUAGUUAGCGACGUAGAUAUAUUAGAUCAUCAAACACAUUCUUUCUCGACCAAUGAUGUGCCUAAACUGAUAUCGACGGAUAGUUCGGAAGACUUUAGUUUCUCAGGACCAAGAAAUGACCAAAUGAGCUGUUUGCCCUCUACUAGUCAUGGUUACUUGAUACCAAACGCGAUCAGCCAGGAACCGGUCGUUCUAGCGUCUCUGUCACAUAAUAAUUCAGCAGUUUUCAAUCAAGAGGAAGAGAAUAAUUUAAAUCGUGUAAUAUUAAGCUCAGACGCUCCGUUAAUAAUGCCAAGUAUGGACGCAGACCUUGUAAAUAUAGAUAUGGCCAUCGCCAGCGUCAGUCUUAGCGUUAUAUUACUAGACGAAGAAUACAACCAGGAAUAUAAACCUAGCUAUGAAAACGAAAAUAAUGAAACAGAAAAUACGAGUUAUCCUGAGAAAAUAUCCACCGAUAAGGAGGAAAGAGUUAAGUUCAUGCUCGGAUACGAAAGCGAUCACGAAUCGCCUGUCGAUUCCGGCGUCAGUACAGAGAACACUAGCCUAGACAGAUCUCCAGAUACAGACCAGAAUAAGGACAUCAAAGAGAACCACUUCAUGCAACAGAACAGGGUACUAAAGAGUCCAGUUGAAGAGAGUAUAGAAGAGAAAGAGAACAACACUCUAGAAAGUUCCUUUUCAGAUGUAAGAGAAGACGUUGUAAAUAUUAAUUACGUAGAAGAUGAUACUCAGAAGAACGAAGCCGGUUCGUCUCGUAUAGAAAGUGUAAAUAUUGAUAGGUUAAGCGACGAAGGGUUGAAUGAAGCGACGAAUGUAAAUAGCAGCUUACAAAACUGGGGUGCGAAUGAUCCCCAGGAAGAGUUCAGGACGAUAGAGGAUGUUAUCACAGAGUUAAGGAGACAUAGAGAGUCAGAUAAGAAAAUUAGUUCGCUAGUUGAAGACAAUAAAACUACUGACGUUCCAAAUUGUAGUCAGAGUGCUCCGUCGCGGAGGAAAAGUAGGAAAUCUGAUGUGAAGAGUAAAAAGAAGAAAAAAAUGUGGUCGCCACGGAAUGUGAUAUUGAAUAAUCGCUCAACACAAAGCCAGAAUACUCCGCUGAGAUUAAAUUUAGACCAUUUUGUCGAUGAAAGCGCCCCUACGGAGUGCGCGGACGACGAGCAGAUCGCGCUGGCGCUGCAGGCGCAGGAGCUCGCGGCGCGGCAACACGCGCGGCAGAAGUUCAAAUCGAGCCAAGAUCUCAUCCACCGCCUGUUCGUCUGCAUCGCGGGAGUCGCCGACCAGCUUCAGACGAACUUCGCAGCUGAUCUCCGCAACAUACUGAAGGCCGUGUUCCUAUUGAACCAGACCAUUGAAAUGCCGGAGACCAAGACGGAGGACACGAUAGAGUAUCAGCCCACCGAGGACCAAAUCAUACAGAACGGUAGCUCCUUUGAUAGUGUAUAUUCAGCUGAAGAAGUAUACGCCGAUAGUAAUUCCGAUUCGACUGCAUCCGAAUCGAAUUCACGGCUCGCUCGGAGGAACACGAUGAACGCGACAACAAUCAAUGAACAACAGCAGACAACAACGACGGAGGCGAGAAGGAAGUCUGUUGAUAACAGCAGCAACUUACAGGCGUCCGUUUCGACAGGAGAUCUCACUUACACGCGCGCGGCGGCGCGCGGCGUGGAGCGCGCGCCCGAGUGGGUGCCCGACAUCGCGGCGCCCGCCUGCAUGCGCUGCCUCGCGCACUUCACCGCCUUCCGCCGCCGCCACCACUGCCGGAACUGCGGUAAAGUUUUCUGCGCGUCUUGUAGUUCGAACUCUAUUCCCCUACCGCGGUACGGACAGAUGAAACCGGUCCGAGUCUGCGACGAAUGUUUCCAGAGCACCGCCCACGAUAGACGAAGGCAGGCAACCUAUCGGUGAAAGAGUUUGUUAUAUGAAGAUGAGCUUUGUUGACAGUUGAAAAAUAUGGAUUUAAUAUCUUUUGUGAGCUAAAUAACUAUUAAACUUAAUAAGAGAAAUAUUUGCUAGAAAUAAAAUUAAAAGACAAUUAAAUAAACAGUUUACUUAAUAAAUUUAAGUGAAAUUGAUUAUUCCUUAUUUUUGUACGAAGUUGUAUCGAUUUUUUUAAUAAAGAAACUUCGUUAAGUUAAAUAUAUCAAUAAAAAGAAUUUUAUAAAGUAAAUAAAUUAAUAUUAAAUAAAGCUAUUUUUAAUGCAAUCUUUUCUUAAUAAAAUAAAAUAAUGUUAGGUUGCUGUAUUCAAUACCAUGAUAACGGAAUAUAGGAAAAUGAGUUUUAACUCACUGUGACAAGGCUUGUUUUCGAUUGAAGCAUUUUCAAUAUUUUUACAGAAAAUUAAAAAAAAAAGCAAUAUCAAAGAAAAAAAAUGUUUUAAUAUUUGUUCGAUAGUUAUCAUUUUGCCAUAUUUUAUGAUAAUUUAAUUAACAAAAGACACGAUAUUUCAUAAAAUCAAACGCAUAGUAUGUUUUAUUUGAUAAGGAAAAUGCGCUCAUAUUUCUUCCAUUUUCUAUUAUAUUUUCCAAAUGUUUAAUUACUUUGUGAUAUUGGAAAUUUAUUCCAGAACCUUCUACUAACCGUAUUGACUAGCUGUUGUAUUGUUAAAAGUAUAUUUUCCAUAUUGACUGAUGUUUUAAUUAAUCAAAUUUUGAAUAGGUUUUCAGUUUUGAUGAGCUCUCUAAUAUUUCGAUAGCACGUCAUUAUAUGUCAGCGAUUGUAAUAAAAAAUAAUUAUAUACCUUUUAUACUAAAGCAUAUAUUUUAUUUAUGUUAUUUUUAAACCAAUAGAAGUUCGAUCGAUGUUGCUACGUUAGAAUCAACUUUAAUGAUUUAAAUAUUCUGAAUUUAAAAUUGGCUUUUAAAGAUGUCAUGAGAUUGAUUAAAAAAAUUAUAAUAAUAGCAAGCUUUUAUUUGAUCCAUAUACUCAAACGAUUCGGUUGUAACCUGAUUGUUGCCAACGCUAAAAUAUGUGAAAUUCAGCUAAAUUGGUUUUAAAAUUUCAAGUUGGUUCCAAGAUUUGACCCAAAUGUAUUAUCGUUAAAUAAAAGUUUGUUAAAAUGUGGCAAUACUUUAUUAUAAAUACCCACCAAUAGACAAUUUCGUUGGUUUACUGCAUGGAUUCGUUAAAUUAAAAAUUACCACUCUUCGUUAAAACACUUAGUCUAUAAAUAGAAUAUUAUAGAAAAAAAAAAAAGUUUUUGUAUGAUUUAUUAAGGAGUUCUUGCAGUAACCUAAUGUUUUCUUUAUGUCUUGUCAAUUUCAUUUCAUAAAUGAGGCUGUCUAUACCUUAUCGUGAAUAUUUCACCAAGCAAAUUUUCUCUGAUACAUAUUAAGUUAUUAAGCGUGACACAGAUAGAAAUCAAAACUGAAAUCAAUAUAUUAUUAAGUAGACGCGUUCAAAUAGAUAAAAAAUAUUUUUAAGAAUUUUAACUAAGAUCAUAAAGCAUGUAACCCGUGCACUAUGGUUUGUUUGUUUCAAAAAAAAGUAUGUUUAAACGAUCUUUAUAUUUUCUAACUUUGAAAUAUGCCAUAGAUAAUAAUAUCAUAGACUAAUUGAGGCAAAAUACAAUGAGAUAUCUAUUGCAAUCAUUCUCUAACAGUCUGAUGUCUAUGGUAUCUGUUUUGAAUAUAAAUAAGAUAAUAAUAAUUAAAAUAAAAAAAAAUAUAUUCCAUAACUUUUUAUAUCCAACGGUGUUAGUAAAUAAAAUAUAAGCGUAAUUUUAAAAUUGUAUGUACAUUUUGUAAAGGUUUGAGUGUUAAUAAAUUUGUAACUAACCAUUGUUGAAUACUGAAGCUACUGGCUGUCCCAUAGCCUUUUGUAUGUUAUAUAAGACGCUGAUUCGGUAUUCUCGAGACCACAUGUGUAAGUGAUAUAAUGAUACUGUUAUUAUAUUUUAAUCGUGUAAAAUAAAUGUCGGUUUUAUUAUU
Messenger RNA from Vanessa atalanta (red admiral), 5550 nucleotides. RefSeq names its product lateral signaling target protein 2 homolog. The transcript is spliced from 14 exons. The record is from RefSeq and is a predicted model, not a curated record. Gene Ontology annotation, molecular function: metal ion binding. Lineage: Eukaryota; Metazoa; Arthropoda; Insecta; Lepidoptera; Nymphalidae. Gene Ontology annotation, cellular component: early endosome membrane. Bases 157 to 3528 code for a protein of 1123 amino acids.